UUAUAUGACAAGAUUUAUUGCUCACAUUGUGGUUACAUUUAAAUAACUAUUGAGGUACGUUUCUAACUUUAAAUUUAUCUACACUUUAAAUCAAUAUAAAGUAACCUAAUUAUAAAUAACUAUUGAGGUAAGUUUUUUUGUCAAUACUUUAUAAAUACACUUUUCUUUCCAAUAGACAGCAGGAACAGUUAAGCCCAGCCUCACUGAUGAGAUGACAAAUGCUCUAGUAAAUAAAUAGUAAUUAAUGUAAUUAAUAGUUAAUAUUUUUCUAUUUAGGUUGUUCGGUUUGGAUCUACUGCUGGAGAGAAGAAGUAGAAAGAAGACUGAUGACAGAUGACUUGAAAUUGUCACCCGCCACUUUCACUUCCCGCUAUCCCGCUUUCGUUUUCCCGCUUUCGGCUUUCAGCUUUUACUUUGGUUCAUGUUUCACCAGAACACGUUUUAUUUUGAUUUUUAUUUUUGCUGUAUUUGAGUUUGAGUUUUUAUUUGAGUUAGAGUUUUUAAUGGGUUUGUUGUGUUUGUAUUCAUUUUUUCGUGGUUUUUCCCCUCGUUUUUCGUUAGAAAAGUCAGUAUUUUUGUUGGGUAAAAUGGAGUAUGCUGUAGUCUGUUUUCUUAAAGAGGAUACGUAUUCAGAAGUGCCAACAGCCUGGUUAUCUGAUAACAGAGAACAGUGUUGGUGGCCAAAUUGCAUGAAUGUAAAUUCGCAUAUGGCAAAAGGGUUACUACCAGACAAACUUAACUGGACAGCAUAUGAUGUGAGGGUGGAAUGUUAUUGUUCAACAUUGGAAAGUGCCAGAAUUAAAGCGCAAGAUCCCGAAUACAGUUCCUCUACAGAAGACAAAGGUAAAGGUAAAAGAAAGAAAAUACCAGUUCACAUAAAUUCAAGUUCUUCUGAGGACGAACUUGAUUUAACCCCUCCUCCAGUACCCAAGACACAGAAACAAUUUAAUGGUCAUGGAAGUAAAGGAUCUGGAAGUAAGGAAUCGGGAAAUAAGGAAUUGGGAAGUAAAGAAUCCGGAAGUAAGGAAUCCACAACGAUAGAGCAUUACACAGUUCAGCUGGAUGGAACUUUAAAAAAUCUAGAAACGAAAAAUAGAGAAUUUGAAGAUAGUACUCUAAAUGAUAAUGAUCUUGCAAAUGAAUAUUUAAAAAGGGAAGUUGAAAGAAAAAAUCGACUGCUGGCCUUUAAACUUUUACACAAAGAACGUAAAAAUGAAUGGUCAUUUACGACCAGUCAGGAGCAGGCUACCAAUGAUAUUGAAAUUGAGGAAGAGCCUGAAUGUAUGAUGACACAAUCUUAUGAAUCAAAUAAUUUUGAAGAUUUAGUUGAACUUGGAACUGACAACAGUUCUUCACUCUCUGAUGAAAUAUCUUUAACAAAUCGAUGGACAGACAAUGAAACAAAACAACUCAUCGAACUAUAUCAUAAAAAUAUUAAAAAAUUUCAAGAAAAAAAAUUCAAACCAAAAGCUAUAUUUGCAGAGAUCGCUAAAACAUUUCCACGUUUCAAUUGUGAUCAAGUUGAAACAAAAAUGAAAAAUUUGAAGAAAACGUAUAAAUCAAUCUAUGAUAAUAAUAAAGCUACUGGCCGAGGCACAAUUAAAUGGCCAUAUUAUAACAGUAUGAAUGAAAUAUUUGGGCAAAAACCAGAAAAUGAACCACUUAGUAUAGCUUCCAGCUCACUUGGAUUUAAAAAAAGUUUAGCAAUUGAACAAAGUACAAGUGGAAGUGAUGAUGUUCAGAGUUCUGAGACUGUCACUUCUGCUAGGAAGAGAAAAUGUUCUCCUAAGUCUUCAGAACCAGAAUGGUUUAGACAGCACAGAAAAGAUAUAGCUGACCGUCAUAAUGAAAAGAUGGAUUUACAAAGAGAAUUUUUAUCUACGUUUAAAGAAUGGGUUAAAAAAUCUAAUUAGUGUUUAUAAAAAACCGUAUAUAUUUCUGCCCAAGUAAUUUUUUUUUUGUUUGUAUUUCAUGAAAUGUUAAUUUAGGU
Psylliodes chrysocephalus is the source of this 1990-nucleotide messenger RNA. The record is from the annotation of a GenBank genome assembly. Lineage: Eukaryota; Metazoa; Arthropoda; Insecta; Coleoptera; Chrysomelidae.